Messenger RNA from Abrus precatorius (Indian licorice), 1527 nucleotides. RefSeq names its product probable trehalose-phosphate phosphatase J. The record is from RefSeq and is a predicted model, not a curated record. Bases 118 to 1245 code for a protein of 375 amino acids. Lineage: Eukaryota; Viridiplantae; Streptophyta; Magnoliopsida; Fabales; Fabaceae. The transcript is spliced from 11 exons. Gene Ontology annotation, biological process: trehalose biosynthetic process. Gene Ontology annotation, molecular function: trehalose-phosphatase activity.
ACUCUCUAACUCACUCUUCACUUUCUCUUCCAUUUCUUUCUAUGCUCUCCACAGAAUAAUUAAAAUCAAACAACACUACAGUUGAAGUUAGUUAGUUACUUCCUCUCAAACUGAAAAAUGACUCAGCAAAAUGUGGUAGUGUCUGACCCCAAAUCCGGAGUUUCCUUAUCAGUUUUCACAACACCACCACAAAAGCCACCGGCUGCACCAGGAGGGUACAUUUCCAUUUCUAGAAGGAGGGUUUUGAAGAACCUUGAAAUCAAUGGAGGACAAAGAAUCAAUGCAUGGGUUGAGUCCAUGAGAGCCUCUUCUCCAACCCAUCUUAAAUCCACUCCUUCUCUCUCUCAAGAACAUACCUCUUGGACUCUUCACCAUCCCUCGGCAUUAGACAUGUUUGACCAAAUCAUUGACGCGUCAAAGGGUAAACAAAUUGUCAUGUUUCUUGACUAUGAUGGCACGUUGUCCCCUAUAGUUGACGACCCUGACCGUGCUUUCAUGUCCGAUUCGAUGAGAAAAACAGUGAGAAAACUUGCAAGGUGUUUUCCUACUGCUAUAGUAACUGGCAGAUGCAAAGACAAGGUGUACAAUUUUGUUCGUUUGGCAGAACUAUAUUAUGCUGGAAGUCAUGGCAUGGAUAUUAAAGGGCCAACAAGAAGUUCCAAAUACAACAGAGAUACCAAAGCUGAGACUGUUCUAUUUCAAGCUGCCAGUGAUUUUCUUCCCAUGAUAGAUGAGGUGUACCAACAAUUGGUUGAUAAGACAAAAUCAACUCCUGGAGCUAUGGUUGAGAACAACAAGUUCUGCCUCUCUGUUCAUUUCCGUCGUGUGGAUGAAAAGAAAUGGAGUGAAUUGGCACGCCAAGUGAAAUCAGUUUUAAAGGACUACCCGAAGCUUCGUCUUACCCAAGGAAGAAAGGUGCUAGAGAUUCGUCCCACUAUUAAAUGGGACAAAGGGAAAGCCCUGGAAUUUUUGUUAGAGUCCCUUGGAUUGGCCAAUUGUAGUGAUGUCUUUCCUGUUUAUAUUGGCGAUGAUCGAUCCGAUGAAGAUGCUUUCAAGAAAUUAAGAGACAGAGGACAAGGUUUUGGCAUUCUUGUCUCCAAAUUUCCAAAAGACACAAGUGCAUCUUACUCGUUACAAGAACCCAACGAGGCAAGUAGAAUAUUUUUUAACUUCAUCUAUUUUUGCACCAUUAUAUCCAAUGCCCAAAAUAGAACUAACUAUUAUUUAUUUAUUUCAUGCAGGUGAUGAACUUUCUUCAACGCUUGGUGGAGUGGAAACAUGUGUCCCUGAGAGCACGUUCCCGGGUGUAAAUGAGUAGAGAUGAAAUGACAUGUACAUCCCUACCCUGCCAUAAAAAUGAAGUUCAGCUUGGGUAUAGAAUAUAGGACGUUUUGUAUUUUUUGUUCAAGUCAGAAGAAAGAACAAAAAUGUAUGGAAAAAGUAAGACAAAAGUGUCUUUCUUAGUUUGAAAGACGUCUACAUUCAUGUAAUUAGCAAGGUAGUUCGUAGUACAUGGGAAAAGUUUAU